AAAUGAUAUAGUGGUUGUUGAUCGUUUCACUUACUUUGAGGCUUUGGGCAUCCAUGGGGAACUGCUUGGAUGCUUCCGCCAAAGUUGAUAGCGCCCACACUGCUCAUAAUUCUUCUGGCAACUCAAAAGCUACAAGUAAAACGACCUUAUCUUCAGCAGUUUCCAGCCUGACAGUCCCAUCGUAUAGUGGAAGAAGUACCUCUGAAAGUCUUCCCACACCCAAGUCUGAAGGUGAGAUAUUGUCAUCGUCAAAUUUGAAAGCAUUCUCUUUUAGUGAGCUGAAGAAUGCCACUAGAAACUUCCGUCCUGAUAGUCUUCUUGGAGAGGGAGGAUUUGGCUAUGUUUUUAAAGGAUGGAUUGAUAACCAAACCCUUGCUGCUGCAAGGCCUGGAUCUGGAAUGGUUGUUGCUGUCAAGAAGCUUAAGCCAGAAGGUUUCCAAGGCCACAAGGAGUGGUUGACGGAAGUUAACUAUCUUGGCCAACUUCAUCAUCCAAAUUUGGUUAAGCUUAUAGGUUAUUGCUUGGAGGGGGAGAAUCGGCUCUUAGUCUAUGAGUUCAUGCCAAAAGGCAGCUUGGAGAAUCAUCUAUUUAGACGCGGGGCCCAACCGGUGUCUUGGGCAAUAAGGAUCAAAGUUGCUAUUGGUGCUGCUAGAGGUCUCUCUUUCUUGCAUGAUGCCGAAUCACAAGUUAUAUACAGGGAUUUCAAGGCUUCUAAUAUUCUUCUAGAUGCGGAAUUUAAUGCAAAACUUUCUGACUUUGGCUUGGCCAAAGCAGGCCCCACUGGUGAUAGGACUCAUGUCUCCACUCAAGUCAUGGGUACUCAUGGCUAUGCAGCACCAGAAUAUGUUGCCACAGGUCGGCUGUCUGCAAAGAGUGAUGUAUAUAGCUUUGGGGUUGUAUUGUUGGAAUUGUUGUCUGGGCGUCGUGCUGUUGAUAAAACAAAGAUUGGCAUUGAGCAAAACCUGGUCGACUGGGCAAAGCCAUAUUUGGGUGAAAAACGCAAGUUAUUCUGGAUAAUGGACACCAAGUUGGAGGGCCAGUAUCCCCAGAAAGGAGCCUUCAUGGCAGCUAACCUUGCCUUACAGUGUCUCAACAUGGAAGCAAAAGUCCGACCCCGCAUGGCUGAGGUUUUAGCAACACUGGAGCAAGUCCAAGCGCCAAAAGAUGCUGCCAGACAUUCCCAACCAGAAGAUACAAAGAUCUCCAAUCCUGCCCACAGCUCCCCAUUGAGACACCAUCCUUCACCUCUCAAUCUUGCACCUGGUGGUUUUCCAUUGCCAUCACACCGGCAAUCCCCACGAGUACGUUAAGAGGAGGUUUUCCAUCCAAUAUGGUACUUAAUGUAAAUUGCUUUUUCCCACCUUGUUUGGUAGUUCAGAGGAAGUAAAAUGCUCGUGUUGAUAGACUGAAGCUUGACCAGUGUAACAAUGCAUUAUACAAGAUGUUGCUUGGUCCUCAAUCUAUGUGAUCAUUGUU
Messenger RNA from Telopea speciosissima, 1476 nucleotides. Its product is annotated as probable serine/threonine-protein kinase PBL3. Gene Ontology annotation, biological process: protein phosphorylation. The coding region runs from base 54 to 1310 and encodes 418 amino acids. The record is from RefSeq and is a predicted model, not a curated record. Gene Ontology annotation, molecular function: protein kinase activity; ATP binding. Lineage: Eukaryota; Viridiplantae; Streptophyta; Magnoliopsida; Proteales; Proteaceae. The transcript has 6 exons.